Molecule: messenger RNA, 1152 nt
Organism: Cordyceps militaris CM01
Lineage: Eukaryota; Fungi; Ascomycota; Sordariomycetes; Hypocreales; Cordycipitaceae
Product: Mitochondrial carrier protein PET8
Exons: 3
Coding region: 1-1152 (383 amino acids)
Cellular component (GO): mitochondrial inner membrane
Molecular function (GO): S-adenosyl-L-methionine transmembrane transporter activity
Source: RefSeq, a predicted model, not a curated record
AUGUUUGCCUCCAAGACGAUUCUUCCUCGCGUGGCCCGCUGUGCCGCGCUGCCGGCCACCGCCGCGCGCAUGCCCUUUUCCUCCUCGCGCGUGCUCUCCCACAAAGAAUCCAGCUCGAACACAGACGACGACGUCGACAAGCACAAGCUCGACUCGCUCCGCAAGCACAAGGAUGGCGCCGGGCACUGGAAGCGCGAGCUCGCGUCGGACAGCGAGGAGGCCGUCAAGGCCGACAAGGGCCACGGCGCGGCGGCCACGGAGUCGGUGCAGGAGCUGCAGGAGCGGACUAAGAAAAUGGCGGAGGAGUCUAGGAAGAGUGGGACGAGUAAAACGCCGUUUCGCACCGCGCUCCUCGCCGGCGCCAUCGCCGGCACCACCGUCGACCUCUCCCUGUUCCCGCUCGACACGCUCAAGACGCGGCUCCAGUCAGCCGGGGGCUUCUUCGCCUCGGGCGGCUUCGCGGGCAUCUACCGGGGGAUCGGGUCCGCGGUCGUGGGGUCCGCGCCGGGCGCCGCCUUCUUCUUCUGCACGUACGAGUCGGUCAAGGGCGUGCUGGCGCCGCGCGUGCGGCACGAUGUGCUGACGCAGAUGGCGGCGGCCAGCUGCGGCGAGGUGGCCGCGUGCGCGGUGCGCGUGCCGACCGAGAUCGUCAAGCAGCGCGCGCAGGCCGGCCAGCACGGGGGCUCGUCGGCGCGCGCGCUGCGCGCCAUCCUCGCCGGCGGCAGCGGCGGCGGUAGCGGCCCCCGACUACUCGCCGUCUGGAGGGAGCUCUACCGCGGCUGGGGCAUCACCGUCUUCCGCGAGGUGCCUUUUACCGUCAUCCAGUUUCCGCUCUGGGAGGCCAUGAAGGCCUGGCGGAAGCGCGCCACGGGACGCCCGCAGGUGAGCGCCACCGAGAGCGGCCUGUUUGGGAGCGUGGCUGGUGCCGUCGCCGCCGCGUCGACGACGCCGCUCGACGUGCUCAAGACGAGGGUCAUGCUCUCGCCGGAGAGGGUCUCGGUGGCGACGGUGUUUCGGCGCCUGGCGCGGGAGGAGGGCAUCAGGCCGUUCUUCGCCGGCGUCGCGCCUAGAGUGACGUGGAUCUCGAUAGGCGGCGCCAUCUUCUUGGGGAGCUACCAGUGGGUGGUGAAUACAAUGGGCAUGCCGCCGUAA